This is a messenger RNA of Oreochromis niloticus (Nile tilapia), 2627 nucleotides long. Its product is annotated as synaptotagmin-12. Lineage: Eukaryota; Metazoa; Chordata; Actinopteri; Cichliformes; Cichlidae. Gene Ontology annotation, cellular component: cytoplasm. The transcript is spliced from 13 exons. The coding region runs from base 122 to 2104 and encodes 660 amino acids. The record is from RefSeq and is a predicted model, not a curated record. Gene Ontology annotation, molecular function: oxidoreductase activity.
UCCGUAGACGAAGAAGAAGAAUCCCAAGCCCCAGUGGAGCAAGCUUUCCCCCUGCUGGGGGAGUCGCGUGACGCCUGCAGAUUAUCUAAGAGCUCGCGCACAGGGACAUAUACAGUCCAUCAUGAGUGCUGCUAUGAAUUUUAAAAAAUGUGGCUCUGUGCUGAUUACUGGAGCCAGCCGGGGCCUCGGGCUGCAGUUAGUGGACAGUCUGGCAAGUGGACAGUUUUCACCUGGAAAGAUAAUAGCCACGUGCAGAAACCCUGGUAACGCACAGAAACUUCAGGAACUGGCAGAGAAGCAUCCCAACAUCCACAUAAUCACUUUGGAUGUAGUGAACCAGGAGAGCAUAGAGAAGUCUGUAGAAGAGGUGAGCAAGCUGGUGCAAGAAGAAGGUCUGAACUGCCUGAUCAACAAUGCGGGCAUCAAAGUGGUGGCCGACUUUCAUUCUGUUACCGCCGAGAUGAUGAUAGAAAACUUCCACACCAACACUGUGGCUCCUCUAAUGAUCACUAAGGCUUAUCUGCCUCUUCUAAAGAAAGCUGCGUCCCGAGGAGGGGCAGGAGGCUCAGCUACAAUGGGAAUCCAGAGGGCAGCGGUUAUUAACGUGACCUCACUCCUGGGCUCUGUGGAGCUCGCCUGGGGUGAGAGAGCCAACAACUUCAAAUGGUACCCCUACAGGACAUCCAAGAGUGCCCUAAACAUGGUUAGUCGCUGCAUGGCUGUAGACCUAGAGCCAGAUGGGAUUCUCUGUAUGGCUAUACACCCCGGCUGGGUACGCACUGACAUGGGGGGGUCAGAGAGGUAUGUGCAGGGCACAUGGCGGCAGAAAGCCAUGGUGACUCUUAUAGACUACCCAGCUCCUAUGGAGCUGUUUUCAAAAGCUGGAGAGCUGAGAAUGCCAUUUUCUGAUGUGGUCAAAUACGGCAUUCUGGGCAUCUCCAUCACUCUCCUACUGCUGGCUCUGGGCAUCUUAGCCUGGCAGAUCUACAGAUUCUGCACAGAGAAAUACACCCAUACAUACACCCAGCAAGAUGCAGGGCAUAAUGAUUUGCUGUAUUCAGACGAAGGGCCAACGACAACAGGAAACUACUCAGGAGCUCCAAGUACCAAACUGGAGGAUGUCAGCACAGAGGCCCACAGACUGAGUCGCUGCCUGUCCCAGCCCUCGUUUCCCUCCUUAGCAUCCACCGAGGAAGCUGGAGACAAAGAAGAGCAGGCGACUAUUCAAAAGGUGGAGGGAUCGAUACGGUUCUCCGUCUAUUAUGACCAGAUGCAGUCACGUCUGGUGGUCACCGUGUUGCAGGUGGAGGGCCUUUUGGAGCACAGUGAGAGCCGAACCCUCCAACCAUUUGUUAAAAUACUGCUGAUGUGGGCUGGAUCAGAGGCUGUAGAAGUCGAGGGCUUUAAAGAUGAAGAGGGUGAAGGCUUGUUGCCUGUUCUGAGGACAGUGCUGCAGGAGUGGCGUACUCGCAUUGUGAAAGGCAGCUGUAACCCUUUAUUUGGAGACCAGUUCAGCUGUGUUUUACAAGAGGAUAAGCUUCAUCACAUCAACCUAAGGAUGGAGGUGAGGGACUUUGAUAAAUUCUCCAGAAACACAGUGUUAGGAGAUGUGAGGGUUCCUUUAGGACAGCUCAACAUCUCCUACCCUCUGGAACUACAAGAGGAUCUGAAGAUACCCCAGAAGGAUCUUGUUGGAGAGGUGCUUUUGUCACUGAAAUUUCUUCCCACGUCUCAGAGGCUGGAGGUUGGCCUGCUAAAGGUCAAAACUGUCCUUUCUGAGAUAUCCCCAAAUGCAGCUCUGUAUGCGAGGAUCAGCGUCCAGUGCAAUCAGUGCAAGCUGAAGUACCAGAAAAGCUCUACAGUGGCUCGGUGCCUGGUGACCGUUUUCAAUGAGGUCCUCUUGUUCUCCUUGCCAGAGGUUCAUCUGGAGCGGUGUAAAAUUUUGGUCUCUAUAUAUGAAACUCGCCCAACAAGCAAAUCAGCCAAACAACUGAUCGGACAGCUGAGUGUGGGGAAGGAGAAGAGUUCAGAAGACGAGCACUGGACUUUGAUGAUGCGCUCAGUCCGCCAGCCAGUAGCAAAGUGGCAUGGCCUACUGAUCUGAAUCACAGCAGAACCAACGCUAUCAUCAUGAAUGGCUGUAUUUGUUUGUUUUUGCCUGAAAGCAUGUGUAUCAGACUGUUCAGGUAUCUGCACUUGCUGAGGUAAAGACCAGACAUGGUUGUCUUCCUGAUCUCACAGUGACAGAAAACUUUUAUUACUCUCAGUACUUACUGCUACUCAGCGGUAAACAUGUGAUGCUCUUCUUACAGUUACAGUUUGUAACAAUGCUUAACUUUCUCAAUGCCACACUAACAUUACUCUCCUUACUCAGUUUAUGAGAGGCAUUAUCUGCGAACUGUUGGUUUAAAUGUUUAUUUUGGUUACUAAAGCAGAAACUGUACUUGUUGCUAUCCACAUGUAAUUAGCAUGUACCUAAAUCAGUACGAGAGGACUCGAAAAAUAAUGAAUGCCACAGUUAGGAUGAUUAGUUGCUUUUUAUUUUUUAUACAAUGUGUAUCUUUUAAUCCACAAUUUAUUCUAUGAAAUGUAAUAUAUGAGACAUUAAAUUCACAAGAUAGAAUGCA